AUGACAACUCUCGAGGCUCGGCCUCCCUACUCGCAAGACGAGAUUAAGCAGUUAUACCCACAUCAACUGCGCCUUCAACACGUCCAAAUCCUUCUCCGACAUGGCGAGCGCACUCCUAUCAACGCUCGCUUCGCUUCAGCAGGUCUCGCAACCCAUUGGCCGUACUGCUCUGCAGCUCGUCGGCUGACCAGUGUGAUCCUCGACCCUUCUGUUAUCAAGUCGGGACAUGACCCUGCUACCAACCUGGGUCUUACUGCUCUCGAGUGGAAGCAACGAUAUGAGACAAUUGGCCCCGAUGAUUCCCCUAUUAUAGUCACAGGUCAGAAUGGUGAGCUCGAUGAUAUUUGCGAAAUGGGCAUGUUGACGAAUCGUGGACGGGAAACUACGUACAAUCUGGGUCAGCGCCUACGACAUCUAUACAUUAACCAGCUUCGGUUCCUUCCAGAAAAUCUCACAACCGACACUGAUACAGCUGCUAUAUACCUUCGGGCGACGCCUAUUCCUCGUGCUCUCGAAUCUCUGCAGCAAGCUUUCUACGGCCUUUAUCCUCCGUCCACUCGUGGCUCUGACACUGGCCACCAUCCUCCCACCAUCCUCACUCGCAUGGCCGCCGAUGAAACCCUCUUCCCCAACGAUGGCAACUGCCGCCGGUUCGCUACUCUUUCUCGCGCCUUUGCUAAACGGUGUGCUGAACGAUGGAACGAUUCCGACGAGAUGGCAUAUUUGAAUAAACGCCUCGGCCGCUGGAUGCCUGAAGAAAACCCGCGUGUUGCUGUAGACUCUCGACCUCGUCUAAGUGGAAUCAUGGAUACUAUCAAUUCCACGAAAGCUCAUGGUCCAGACACCCGGCUUCCCAAGGAGUUUUAUGACCCAGACGUGAAGCGAAUCAUCGAGAAGAUUGGCGUGGAGGAGUGGUUUGCUGGAUACAAGGAAAGCCAAGAGUAUCGAAUGCUAGGUAUUGGUGCUUUACUCGGCGAUAUUGUUUCUCGCAUGGUCGGCAGUGCUGAGCAUACUACGGCAGAUGGCGAGUAUGAGCUGGCUACCAAUAAGCAAGGCUCUAUCACCAUACAUCCCUCUGUAAAAUUCGCAAUGAGCGGGUGUCACGAUACUACGCUUGCCGCCACGCUUGCUAGUCUCGGGGCUUUCAACGAAGAAGACUGGCCGCCAUUCACCAGUCACGUCGCAAUUGAACUCUUUCGACAUGCCAAUAUGAGUGCUGUUAAACCUGUCGGUACAUGUUCCUUGGUAGGCUUGGGUGACCAACCAAAACCUUCGGCGGGAUCACCGCCACCGGGAAUUGGUCGCAAGAAGAGCUCCGACUUGACCGAGGAGGAAAAAGAUAGACUAAAGGGCUACUACGUCCGCCUUCGUUACAAUGAUCGUCCAGUCACCGUUCCUGGCUGCAAGCCUCAAGGCAGACAUCUAGAUGGAAACGAGUCCUUCUGUACUCUGGAAGCAUUCAAGGAAAUCGUGGACAAGUUUACUCCCACCAAUUGGAAAAACCAGUGUCGUUCCAAUAUGACGGAGUCUGCAUUUCCUUCCAGGCCCGAACCUCCAGGUUACUAA
Fusarium coffeatum is the source of this 1566-nucleotide messenger RNA. RefSeq lists its product as uncharacterized. The record is from RefSeq and is a predicted model, not a curated record. Lineage: Eukaryota; Fungi; Ascomycota; Sordariomycetes; Hypocreales; Nectriaceae. The transcript has 2 exons. Gene Ontology annotation, biological process: dephosphorylation. Bases 1 to 1566 code for a protein of 521 amino acids. Gene Ontology annotation, molecular function: phosphatase activity.